CCUCCUCCCCCCUCCCUCCCCCUCCUCCUCGCCUGCCGCGCUGCUUGCCACCCCUUGAUGGGACCGCCCGCCAGCGCUGGCCUGUCUUUCCUCCUCCCGCAAUUGCACCAUGUCCACCAGUGCGGCCCUCCCCACCGUCGUGCCCCCAUCGCCGAUUCACGGCGGCGCCUGGGCCGAUGAGAGCCAAUACUCCUACUACCAGCAACAGGCAUCGGCCCCGGCACGCUCGGGCCACAGCUACUCUCACCCGACGCAGCAGCCGCCAUACCAGGCCUCCAUGCACCCUGGGCACUAUGCGCCGGAGUACCCGGCCAUGUCGGAGCCGGACAUGGCGUCAGUGCCCUCGGUGCCGCAGUUGCUGCCCUCGGUGCCGGCCUCGCCGGUCCCCGGCGCCGGUGCCUACGCCAUCGGCACCCCCGGGCCUGCUCCCGAGUAUCCCAACUAUUAUGCCGGCCCGGCGGCCGACCAUCACCCAGCGGCCCCGCCUGCCCAGUAUCCCCAUCAGCCGGGCCAGCAGUACUCCCAGCACAUGAUGGGCCACUAUUCCCCCCCGGCGCCGGGGCAUUAUCCCCAGCAGCACCCGUAUGCCGGGGGGUCGUCCUACUCCGAGCUUGGCACCGGCAUCGCGUCGCCCUUCAAUCUGCCGAUGCCCGAGAAUCCCGUGUCGUCGGGCGCCGACGCCAAGGCCACACUCCCCUCCCAGUCGUACCCGCACUCCCACCAGUCAUCGACCCCGCAGCAACCGCCGCCACAUCCUUCGCAGCCCUCAUACCCGCCGCCCCCGGCCGCGGGCACAGGCGGACACUAUGCGCUCAUGACCCCCUCUUCAUAUGAAAGCGAUUCCAGCUUCGCGCCGGCUGGCUCUUCGCCUGGGUCCUAUUUCAGCUCCGACGAAUCCCCCCGGGCCAGUGCCCCGGCUCCGUCACAAGGCUACACCACGCAGACGUACUUCCCGCCAAGUGCGGCCCCGAAUGCCAUGCACGACCCUUCGGAGGGCGCCUACUACGGUGGCUCGCCCAGUGCAGGGCACUCCUACGGGUCGCCAUCAUCGUCCGAUGUCUCCGGGCACCCGGGCUCCGGGCACAUGUCCGCCUCGCCCGGGCACAGCCCCCCAGCAGGGCACUUCUCCCCGGCCACGGGCGUGGCCUUGACCCCGCUUCUGCCAUCGGUGCCGCCGAGUCUCCCGCCGAUCCCCCUGCCGGCGCACCUGAUGGUGGGUCCGCACCGGGUGAGCAUCCCCCCCAAGGGGCCGGCGCCUGCCGCCACCGUGCCGGGCGCGGAGCCCAUCCCGGCCGCAGCCCCGUCGAGCUCGGAUGCUUGGCACCCGGUGGCCCCGGGCCCGGCCCCGGCCGGCCAGCAACACUCGCUCCCCCCUGCGGCCGGAUCGGCCGCCAGCGGCUCCCCCCCAUCCGGGUCCGACAGCCCGAGUGGCUCCAGCCCACCGACCCCCUCGCUGGGGCAGGGGGCCGGCCGGUCGUCGAGCCUCUCCCCGCCGGCGGCUGCCGGCAGCAUUUCCAGCAGCACCGCCGAGCUGGUGGCCGAUGCCGUGGUGGCUGCCAUCCGCGUGGUGUCCGGUGCCGGUGGCAUUGGCGGCCCCGGUGCCGGUGGCCCCCGGGGGGCGCUUCCCCUCCUCCAGGCCAAGAAGGCUUCGGACCGUGUGCUGUCCACCGGCGGGGGGAGCGGCUCGGCCCCGACGCCGAUUUCCUCGGCGGCGGUCAGCGAUCCGGCCACGCUGCGGCGACUGCGCAAUCGCGCCUCGGCCGAGGCAUCACGCGCGCGCAAGGCCGAGGCCACGGCCCGCGCCGCCCGCGAGAGUGCCGCCCGAGCCACGCGCAUUGCCGAGCUCCUGGCCGAUCUGGCCGCCGCCCGACAGCGCAUCCAGGAUCUGGAGGCCGAGUGUGCGAGCUUGCGGGCGGCCGCCUGUCCCGGCGGGCCCGGGUGUCGUGCCGCCGUGGGCCCGGCUCCCGGGCCGCUGCCGGGCCCGAUGGCACGCGGUGGCGCCCCUCCCCGGGCGGAGUAUGCACCGGCUGCCGAGGCGGCUGCCGCCCUGUCCGGCGCACCGUCGGCCGCCGCUCCCCCCUCGGCGGUGCCGCGCAUGGGCACGCUCCCGGAGGACUUGCACUCUACCGCCUCGGACGAUGGGUCCUCCUCGGCUUCGGGACUCUCCUCCUCCUCCUCCAUGUCUCCGGAGUCGGAUGGCUACUUCUCCGGCUGGAAGCAGGGCUUCUAUGUGGUGUCGCUCUUCGCCUUUGCAUCGCUGCUGCUUCCCUGGGCCGGGAACUUGUCCUCCGGCCCGGGGGGGGUGCCGGGCGCGCCGGCCGGCAUGCUGGCCUCGCUUCCGGCCAACACCCUGGCCAGUGGCGGCCCGGGCAGGGGCGACGUGUCGGCGGUGAUGCCCUACCGGCCUGGCCCCCUGCCGCUGGAUCCCCGGGUGAAUGCCCCGCACCGGCCCUCGGCCAAGCUGCUCCCCGGGCAUCCGGCGGAUGAUGCCGAUGCUGCAUUGGCCAACUCGGUGUAUGGCUCUCCCGGAGCCGGGAUCACCGCCUAUGACACCAUGCAGUCCUACCUGUCGGCAUUCCAGGCCAACCUGUCGGAGCCUCUGCUCUGCGACCAGGGGUGUGUCUGCUCGGCGGCCUGUGUGGAGCUCAUCCAGCAGGGCCUGCCGACCCCGCUCGGGUCCAUCGGGCCCGGGCCUUCCGGCUCCAUGGCGCUCGGGAUUCCCGAGGGCGGUCCCGGCUCGCUGGUAGGCGGGCUCACCCUUUCGGCCGCCGGCGAGCAACUGGCCACGGACCUCUUCCUCGGGGCGUCUGGCCUGGACGCGGCGAUGGCCACGCUGCCGGGCAAUGCCAGCGAUGUCGCCGGCGGCCGGAGCCUGGCACUGCCAGCGCCGCCCGGCACGCGAGCCCUCGCCCUGCCGGGGCUCGCUGCCGCCAGCACCGGGUCGCUGCCGCCCCAGCCGGCGACCGGAGGCGCCUCCUUCGGCCGGCCGCAUGCGGCCCUCUCCAUGACCGAGCUGUUUGGCUGGUUCGCCGGCCGGAACAUGUCGGCCGAAAUGGGCACCGAUGGCCAGGUGGGUGCCAAUGGUCUGUGGGCUUCCUUCACCUCUUCCCUGCCGGCCACCGGAGCGGACAACCCCCCGGCGCAUGUUCUUUCCCUGGUGAAUGGCCAGCAGCCGACCGGGAUGCCCAGCAACGAGGGGCCCACCACCACCACCCCUGCAUGCGCCAGGCCCACGAUCUAUGCCGUGGCCCCGGCCGGCGGUUUGACCUUCGUGCCGAUUCAGCCAUCGGGCACGGGCCAGGCGCCUGGCGGCUCCCAGACCACCCCGGAGGACCUCCUCAUGGCGGGGGAUUUGCAUGCCCCCUCGGUUGACGCCUUCUUCAGCACCCCCGACGGGGAGGAGCGCAUGGAUGAUGGCGAUGGUACUGCUCCCCGGGGCAGGCAGUUGGUGCCGCUCGUCCACUCGUCCGCCGGCCCCGGUGCCUCUGGCGUUUCUCCCGGCCCGCCGAUGAUGAAGUUCCUCUUCAAUGACCAUGCCGGCGUCUUCGAGUUUGAGUGUCAGCUCCACUCCAUCCGGGCCUUCCCCCACCAGAAUGCCUCAUCCACCUCCCCGGGUCUCCAUCACUUCCAUGCCCUCAACCACCAAUAAUGGGCACGCCUUUUUUUUCACCCCCAUGUACCUGCUCCCAUUGCUCCCUUUCUUGUCCUUGAGUUUCUUCCCACCAAAACCAUGUGAUGAACAUACACACAGAACCAUUUGCGCGUCUA
This is a messenger RNA of Fonticula alba, 3768 nucleotides long. RefSeq lists its product as hypothetical. Gene Ontology annotation, biological process: regulation of DNA-templated transcription. Gene Ontology annotation, molecular function: DNA-binding transcription factor activity. NCBI's taxonomy places the organism in Eukaryota, Rotosphaerida, Fonticulaceae. Bases 110 to 3649 code for a protein of 1179 amino acids. The transcript has 3 exons. The record is from RefSeq and is a predicted model, not a curated record.